Monodelphis domestica (gray short-tailed opossum) is the source of this 7832-nucleotide messenger RNA. It is a transcript of the gene PANK3, whose product is annotated as pantothenate kinase 3. NCBI's taxonomy places the organism in Eukaryota, Metazoa, Chordata, Mammalia, Didelphimorphia, Didelphidae. Gene Ontology annotation, biological process: coenzyme A biosynthetic process. Gene Ontology annotation, molecular function: ATP binding; pantothenate kinase activity. The record is from RefSeq and is a predicted model, not a curated record. Gene Ontology annotation, cellular component: cytosol; nucleus.
CGCUGCUUAGCGCGGCGGCGGCGGCGGCGGCGGAGCGCGGCGGCUCCCGGGAGAGGGGCCUUUUGUCUGGAGCGGCGGCGGCGGCGGGGCCCGGAGCGGCGAGCGCCGGCGUCUCUCUCCCAUCGCGUCCUCGGACCCCAGCGUGUCGGCCGUGCCUCAGGAGCUGCAGGGGGUCUCGGUCCAAAGGCCCCCUCCCCGUCCCCACCCCACCCCACCCCACCCCCCACUUCCCAGGCCGCCCGCCCACUCGGCUGGGCAUCGCCUCAGGCGGCCGGCAGCCCCGCCCUGAGCCCGCCCCCCGCCGAGCUGAGGGGAGGAUCCGGCCCGCGCCGCCGCCGCCGCCUCCUCCUCGGUGGAUUCUCCACCGUCCCUCCGAGCAGGCCCCGCCGCCGCUGCCGUUCUUCAUUCUUUCGGGGGACAGCAUGAAGAUCAAGGAUGCCAAAAAACCCUCUUUCCCAUGGUUUGGCAUGGACAUAGGAGGCACUCUCGUGAAACUUGCGUAUUUUGAACCCAUUGAUAUCACAGCAGAGGAGGAACAAGAAGAAGUUGAAAGUUUAAAAAGUAUCCGGAAAUAUCUGACUUCUAAUGUAGCCUAUGGGUUGACCGGAGUUAGGGAUGUUCAUCUUGAAUUGAAAGAUUUAACACUCUUUGGCCGAAGAGGAAACUUGCACUUUAUCAGAUUUCCAACCCAUGAUCUGCCUACUUUUAUCCAAAUGGGGAGAGAUAAAAACUUCUCAACAUUACACACGGUGCUAUGUGCUACUGGAGGUGGUGCUUACAAGUUUGAAAAAGAUUUUCGCACGAUUGGAAACCUCCAGCUGCACAAACUGGAUGAACUUGACUGCCUUGUAAAGGGCUUGCUGUAUAUAGAUUCUGUCAGUUUUAAUGGGCAGGCAGAAUGCUAUUAUUUUGGCAAUGCCUCAGAACCUGAAAGAUGCCAAAAGAUGCCUUUUAACUUAGAUGACCCAUAUCCACUACUGGUCGUGAACAUUGGUUCUGGAGUUAGUAUUUUAGCUGUCCAUUCCAAAGACAACUAUAAGCGAGUUACUGGAACAAGUCUGGGAGGUGGCACAUUUCUGGGUUUAUGUAGCUUACUGACUGGCUGUGAAAGUUUUGAAGAAGCUCUUGAAAUGGCUUCCAAAGGUGACAGCACCCAUGCUGAUAAAUUGGUCCGUGAUAUUUAUGGAGGAGAUUAUGAAAGAUUUGCUUUGCCCGGGUGGGCUGUAGCAUCUAGUUUUGGGAACAUGAUCUAUAAGGAGAAGAGAGAAUCUGUUAGUAAAGAAGAUCUAGCAAGAGCUACUUUAGUUACUAUCACCAAUAACAUUGGUUCUAUAGCAAGAAUGUGUGCUGUUAAUGAGAAAAUAAAUAGAGUUGUCUUUGUUGGAAACUUUCUACGUGUCAAUACUCUCUCAAUGAAACUUUUGGCAUAUGCAUUGGAUUAUUGGUCCAAAGGCCAAUUGAAGGCAUUGUUUCUAGAACAUGAGGGAUACUUCGGAGCAGUUGGUGCUCUCCUAGGGCUGCCAAAUUUCAGCUAAAGCAUCAAAAGUCACUAUAUUAAUAAUGCCAUCCAAAUGGAACUAGAAAUCAGAAGGAUUAUUAUUGCAUUAUUUAAAAUGAUGGGAACCAAAGGACAAGGUGGGGAAAUGGCAAUGUUGCUGUUCAUUUUUAAAUGUUAAAAGGGUAAGCUGUUGAAUGUUGCCAUUUUAAAGUGAGAUCUGGGUAACAUAAAGCAUUUCCGGUUGAAAUGCUUUAAGAAUUUUGGUCUUACUCUUCUGUAUAUAACCAGUAUUAAAUCCUUUUGAUGCAAUACAACCUCUGAUUGAGCUUCUCAAAAAUACUUUCAUUUUACUUUUAAGUAGUCAGCAUUAUAGUAUUGUAUGCUUAAACAAAAAUCUCAGUCCUCAGAUAUUUAGUUUAUGAAAAUAAUUCAUUCUGAAUGUCUGUUACAGAUGCCUCUUUUUACCCAUCUUUUGGUUACUUUUCAUGCCCUGUAUUGAAAAUUCACUGUGAUGACCAAAGUGUCAGAGAUUACAUUUUCAUGUGAUGUUGGAAAAUUUCAGACAUUGAAAACCAUUAGGGCUUUUCUAAUGCAUUUUUCUUAAAAGUAUGUUUCUAUGGUUUUUGAGAGGUCUCCAGUAGAAUUCAAAGUAUUUUCAAUACCACAAUGUAAUUAAAGUAUAUAGCUAUAUGUGAAACUGCAGGUAAAUAGCAGCUCAAGUUCUAAAACUACUUCACUUUCCAUUAGUUGGUGCAAUAGAGCACUAUUCAUAGAGUAAAAAAUCAUUAUGCUGAAUACAUUUAAAGGUAUAACAUCUAAAAUGUUUUAAGUUGAUUACUUGAUUGGUGACCUGUUUAAUAAGGACAGUAGGAAGGUACAAUGUUAUGAAAUCCAAAUGCAUCACUCAAGUUGAGUAUAUAUUCCCUGUCCUAUAUUCCUUCCUGUCAGACCAGAGCUUAGUCACUCUUUUUUUUAAGGUCUGAAUCAACAAGGCAAAAAUCUUUAUUAUGUGAAGAAGGAAAAAAUACCUACUUAACCUAUCAGAGUGUUUUAUUAAAUUGGAAGGUUAGUUAUUUUGAAGCUUCAUGGAAUUCAGAGGCAGUAUUGCAGAAUCAUAGAAGGAUCAGUGUUUUGUACAUUCUCACAAUAAAAUCAUUAUAAUUCCAAUGUUUGUAAAAUUUGUUGGCCUUGGAAUUCACCCUCUAUUUUGGAGUCAUUGUUUUUGGUAAAUUUGUGGAGUAUUUGAAAUUGAGAUUGAGAUUUUUAGUUUCGAAGAAACUUUAUCAAAGUAGUAGUGUGCUAUAGCACAGAUUAAGAUUUUUAGAAUUUGGAAGGCUCAGAAUAUUAACCAUCUCUUGAAGCACCAUGAUGGUACUCAUUACAUGACGAUAAGUAUUAUGUAUUAAUAUAAACCACAGCAUAACGCAUACUCAGUAGAAAAGACUAUUAUGUUUUUCAAUAGGUUAUGAUGUGCUAUGUAGACAUUUCUCCAUCAUGUAUCCUUUAGAUAUGCUCAAAUGUUUACCAGACCAUGUUGGUCAUAAGAUAUUCCUUCUAUAAAGGUAUGAAUUUCUGAACCAUGGAAUUGUGAGGGAAGUUGGGAAUAGUUGGAAUGUCAUUUAAAAGAAAGAAUCUAUUAAUUUUUAAACUUCAAAUCUUAGCUGUUUUAAAACCCCAAAAUGAGAGAACAUCCUACUUUUUUCCCCUAUUGUAGCUACUUCAUAUUCAGUCAUAUUUUCAUAAUUUCAUUAUUUUGAAGGCUUCCAAUUUGGGCUAAAAUCUUUUCAUUUAAACUGUAGGCAAAGAUUCUGCAGUUUUUAUAUUAGCUAUUGGAGGGCAGACAUCUAAAUAAAAAAGUGACAGGUAUUGAUUUUUCUCAAACUUCAAGUGAAAAAUUUCAUUUCAAAAUGGUGUGGAUACUGUCCCAAUAUGUGUAUUGGAACUGUGGUACAUCCUUAAUUUUGGUCUUUUGUUAAUGGUAAAAUCACCUACAACCAAAGAAGGAUGUAGUAACCAUACAAUCUGGUUACUAUCACUCUGUUCUUCCAAUAUUUGUCCUGUUUCACCAGAAACGUAAGGAAAAUGUAAUUACUAUAAAAACUGUCAAGAUUAUGCUUCUUGAUCAUCUUUAAAUUCCCUCUAAGCAUUGUAAAUGAGCUUAGCUCUUAAGAUCAGCCAUUGCAGUUCUGAAAGCUACAUGCUUUAGAAAUAACUCUUAAAAUGAACUUGAGAUUUCUGAAUGGGCCCAUUAGAGGGGAAAGAAUAUAUGCAAACCUAUUUUUUCAGUAAAUGUCAGGAAAUUCCCCCCCCCCCUUUUUUUUUUUAAUUUUUGGCUUGUGGCACUUCAGAAUGUUCCCAAUAAAUAUCUUGCAUCACUCUUCGUAUCCAUUUCCCUGUUAUUGAUAAGAUAAUUGAAAUAACUCAUUAAAAUGUACCUUUUGAAUUGAAAAAUGCCUGUCAGGGCACAUUUUUCUCAAGUAUUACUAAAAAUUACAACUCCUUCACUAGGUCGAUUUGGCAAAUUCAGUGCCUUAAAUUCUUCACCUUUGUGAUAUUGAUAGCCAACUUCAGGCACCAAAGGAGUGAUUUCCUAUUGUUCUUAAUUGACUUAUUUGUUGUCAUUACUACCUUGUCCAAACAACUCACUUGUCUGCUACUUACUAAUAAUUUAAUUUUUACUCCUACAAAAAAUGGGAGGGGGUAUACUCUGAAAUUGAAAGAGCAUAGCAACUUCAGAACUACUCAGAAGAUGGUUUCAGAGGGAAAGGGCAGCCUUUUUCUCUGAACAAAAGAGCAAGAUUUCAGCACUAAUCCAUUUACUUGUGGCAAAGUAUUAAUAGACCUGCUGACCCUACUGAUUUAGAGAGCACUAGAGACUUGUUUACUUUUAGCUUAGGCAAUAAAACUCCACUGCCCUUAAUCAAUACAACAUCUAGAAUCCUUGAACAGACACAAAUUACUUGCCAAAUAACAGAAUUUAUAAAGAUUUCAUGAACUUUUUGCCUUCACUAAUACAAGUUUGAUAGCUUGUGUUGGGAAUACCAAUAGUUGGAAUGCUCAUUCCAUCUUUAUAAGCAAUAUAAUGGACCAAGAAAAUGACAAGAUUUUAAUUUCUUUAUCCAUGGAACUGUUGGAUUAAAAGAAUAGUCCCUUGCUGUAUGUCCCCUUUUUGUGUUUGCAUUCUUGGCUCAAAGGUAUAGCUAGGAAGUAAGUAGUUCUGAAAAUGCCCAUUAUAACCACUGAGCUCUUGGGAGAAUGUUUUUUUUUUUUUUAGCUACAAAGAAUUGACUACACACUUGGUGAAUUUUUUUUUUCUUUUGAGCACUUUAUGCAUUUUAGAUAUUGCACUUGUGAAUGUAUUUUGGUAAUAAGACCUUUCUCCACUAAAAGCCAUGUAGAAAUUAUAAAGAAUAGCAAAUAGGGAAAAAUGGGUGUUCGUUUGGGUGUAUUUGUGCUUUAAUCACUAUUUGUUUCAUAAAGAAAAAUUUUUUUAAAAAAGAAAGAAAAGGCUUUGCCUUUUCUAGUAUUGCUAUUGUUUUCUUGACCAUUUUAUAAAGUGGCCUAUCCAGCAAAGUAUCAGUGAGAUGUUCCUAUUUACACAGUAAGUCUACUUAAAAACUUGUUUUCAUUACUGAAGAAGUUGUCACCUUAAGUUUUUUAAGUAGCUUUAUUCUUGAUUCUUGUAAGCUCCUAUCAUCAAAAUGAAUUUAGGGGGAAUAUGUGCUUUAUAUAAUUUAUUUUUCAUUUGAAGAAAUGGUUUGCUGUGGAAAGAUUUUAUAUUCAACCUAGUGUAUAUUCAGUAGACUUAAAAGUUACUGAGUGUUUUUCUUUUUGCUUCCUUUAAAAAAUUUAGCCUAUUUGAAAUAGUGGUGACUUCAUCAUAGUAAACCUUCAUACUUCUGCUACAUUUAAACUGAGUAAUUAUAACUUAACAGACGAAAAAAUUUUAAUAUUAUAGUAAACUUAGUUUGUAGUGUAGUGUCUUAUUGUUUACAUUCAGUGUUGCUGUUUGGUGGUGUUUUGUAAAUAGUACCAUGACUAUCCUUGCUAUUUCACCUCAAUAGGCCUCUGUUUACUCAUAUGAAAAAUGAGAGGGAAGUUAGACUAGAUGGUCUCUAAAGUUUCUUCCAGCUCUUAAUUCUUUAUUUGUUAAAAAUGCAUCAUCAGGAUCCUGAAAAAGAAAGAGUUAAAUUUAGAAUAAAAUUUGUUCCUUUUUUCUCUACAUCUUGAACAAAACGUACAUAUAUAAAAUGAAUUUGUGAAACUUGUUCCAAAUUCAUAUAAUACAUAUAAUUCUAUUUUCAAAUGUUAAUGUGUACUAAAUUUUUGUUUUUUAUCAUAACUAAAAUUCUCAAAUUUUAAAGUAAUAUAGAUUUAUUUGUAUUUGGUUAAUUCAGCAGCUAUACCAUAGAAGAAUGUUUGAAAAUUCAUUUCCAUUAUCAUUUGACCAAUUAAUCUUUUUUAUUAGAACUGUUAGUACAGGCUUAGUGGCAAAACUGUGUUUUGGCUAUAUAUGACUAGUAGAGUUUAAAGUGGCUGAAGCUUGAAAAAAAUGAUUAACUUCUAGAGUUUUAAUGUAAACUGAAAAUCAUGUGCAUUAUUAUGAAAUGCCAUAUUUGCAGUGUACAAAAGGAAAAUUUUCAACUUAAGUUCUUGAGUACAGAUCAUUAUAAAUAACAAACACAAAUCUGAUUUCUAGUGAUUCCCAGAGACCUAUUUCUGAUAAUUUUUUUAGCAGUUUCCAUCUUCAUUGUGACAGAGGGCAAGUGUUGGGUGACUCAGGUACUUGUACAUCUCAUUAAACACUUGAUCCAUAGGAAAGUUUACAAAGGACACAUGGAUAGCUUGCAAACAUAUCAGAUUGCAUAGCUUUCGUUUUAGAAUUUCAGUUUAUCUUCAGUUAUUUGUGAAUAAUGUAAUGGAAAAAUAGCAGAUGUUCCCUUUCUGUUCAUAAUAGGAUUAAACAAAUGUAGCAGCAAGAUAUCACUAAAAACUCCAGAAAUCAAAGGCAGUGCUGAAUGAUGUGUUAGAGGAAACCGAAUGAUCUGUGCUGAUCAAAAGCUAAAAAAAAAGAAUUUAUAGUUAUGGUUUAUUCCUUUUGGUAAUUAUAAUUUUCUUUUUAUUUUAUUUCUACUGUUCAUCUGAACUGUAAUUCUUAGGACUUUGGGGGCUUUCUAAGCAAUGAAAAUUAUUUUUCAGUUUACUUAUAAAGAAAUUUCCAAGUUUUUGUUGUAUAUAGCUAGAAUGCAAGUACUGAAUAUUGGCUAUGAUACUGAUUUUUAUAUAAAUAUCUUUCCUAUUUUGCUUUCCUUGAAGUCCUGAUGUAUGUUUUGAAAAUUAUCAUCACCAACAUUCUCAAUAGUUUCAACACGGGCUCCUCCUAAUUGUGUUGUCUUUUAUAAAAUUGUGGAAAUAAAAGUGGUGCACCUACCUUAGUCAUUUAAUAUUUUUCACUUCAAAAUUCCAUAUUGAAUGUUAUUAAUAAUCUGAAGUCUCACUUUAUGAAAAUUGCAGUCUCCUGUUAUUUGAGAGGGUCUACGUAUUUUCAAUUAAUGUUUAGAAGUGAAAAAAACCUUUCCAAAGAACAGAAAUGUAUGUGCUAUUCUCUCCCUUGUCCCUCCCAGUAUUUUGAUGGAAUUAACAUUUUAGGGAUAUGUGCAUAAUUUCAUCAUCUGUAUAUAUUCUGUGCUUGGAUGUGUAAUUUAAGGUAUAGAUGAAAACAUUAAAAACACCUGCUUCUUAGGCUCAAAUAACUUGUUUUCCCAUUAGUGAUCAAAUCAUUCUAAAAAUGGUUUUUAUGUCUCUUAGAGAGAUUAGCUAAUGUUACAAGCAUCAGAUUUUUUUUUUUGAGAUUCACUUUAUCCAUAAGCCAUUUCAGUUUUAAAUUGCCUUAUUCUAUUGCAUUGUACUUAAUGUCUGAAUUUUGUUUACUGUUCUGACACUGAAUCUGUGAUGUAAAAAUAUGAUCGUCUAUAAAUUUUAUUCCUAAUAAACUUACUAAGUUAUACAGUAAUGUAAACUAAAGCAUUUCUUGUAAAUUGCCUUAUUUAUUAUUUUUCAUCUUGUGUGUUUUUCAUCAACAUGUAUGGUUUCUUUAAUUCUCAUUGUUGACCUCUACUGUAAGCAUUCCCAUACUAGUCUGGAUUUUCCUUAAUGCUUAUUUGCAUGAAUGAUGCCUGGGUUUCAUAUACUUGUAUUAUAUUGCCAUUAAGCCAACUUCAUUAUACUUUACCUACUUUUUAAAUAGUUGGUUUUCCUGGUUUUGUUGCUGCUCUGUAUGAACAUUAGAAACCAUGCUUUUUUUAUCUUCUCUCCUAAUAAAAUUAUUUCCAUA